Molecule: messenger RNA, 1316 nt
Organism: Bombus impatiens (common eastern bumble bee)
Lineage: Eukaryota; Metazoa; Arthropoda; Insecta; Hymenoptera; Apidae
Gene: Vti1b
Product: vesicle transport through interaction with t-SNAREs homolog 1B
Exons: 2
Coding region: 759-1097 (112 amino acids)
Biological process (GO): Golgi to vacuole transport; intra-Golgi vesicle-mediated transport; retrograde transport, endosome to Golgi
Cellular component (GO): Golgi apparatus; endoplasmic reticulum membrane; late endosome membrane
Molecular function (GO): SNARE binding; SNAP receptor activity
Source: RefSeq, a predicted model, not a curated record
CAUAUGUAUAAGGUCAAUAAGAUUCACGUUCUUACGAGAUAGAUGAAGAUAAAUAGAGUUCUCUGUCUUUGUCUAAGGCAUUCACAUCAUGCCACGUAUGUGUAGCCAAGGUUUUAUGUUUUCUAUGUUGAUUUUUCACAACUGGACAGGACUUCAAUUAGGCUUCGGUAUAUGAAUGGCGAGACUUAUUUAUAUGAUCGUGGUCACGACCAGUAAAUUAGCUACUCAUUUCUAUCACGACUCAAUUUUCGGAUGAUUUCCCCUAGAGAGUGUCGAGAACAGUUUAUAGUCUAUAUGAUUGUAGUCUGUCUCGCAGAGUGUAGUCUGAGAACAGACCUUUCCAUGCUCUCCAUCUUGAUGUUUUUCGACUCGAAAGCUGGACGGUUUUCCCUAACGAAUGUCCAGACCUGUUUAUAUGAUCAUAGUGAAUAGUGAUUGAAUAGUAGUUAAAUAUUUCACGACGUUAGAUUCAUGAAGUCUUCAUAUGUUUACAAUAAACAGAAAAUUUAUAUAUGUAUUAUCGGAAGCAUAUUCAAGAUAUAUAAUAAUAUAUAACAUAACAAGUGUGUAUCCUGAAUAUAACUACAUAUAAUUUGUUGACAACAAAAGAAAGUUUUACAAGAUAAGUGAAAGUUGAUCAAAGUGAAUUCUUGGAUAUUAUGGCAGAUCUGACAUUUUAAAGGACGUUUGUUUUCUUGUUGUGAAUAUAAUUAUUAUUUCAUAAUAUUGUUGUGAAUAUAUUCAUUAAUAUUGUCACAAUGAAUCUUGGAGUUAAUUGGGAGGAAGAGCAUAGACGGACAUUAUUAGAAGGAAAUGCAAUACUGGAUCGCUCAUCACAAUCUAUUGCUAGAUCUCAAGCAGUUGCUGUUGAGAGUGAACAAAUAGGAACAGAAGUAAUUUCUGAACUGAAUGAACAAAGGGAACGAUUAUUGAGAGCAGAUAGAAGAUUAUCCCAAACAGAUGAAGAAUUAGAUAAGACAAGAAGGAUAUUAAAUGUUAUGCGAAGAAGAAUUUUAAUGAAUAAGUUUAUAUUAGUUUUAAUUAUAUUACUGGAAAUAGCUAUACUUGGUGCUAUUAUAUAUAAGAAAUUUAUAUAAGAAAUAUAGAUUGUAAAUAUUAUCAAUGUUGUAUAUAAACAUAUAUAUACAUAUAAUUAAUUUAUAUGUAUAUACGCACAAGCAUUCAGUGCAUUUUUAUUCAUGUCCUGUGUAAUAUAUAUUAUGCAAUAUAAUAUAUGUGCACAUUUUAUUUAAUGUUACAUUGUAAUUAAUACGUUCCAAUGAAUUAUAUGUAAAACAAUAAAUAUGUUACAAUUU